Messenger RNA from Salvelinus namaycush (lake trout), 1419 nucleotides. Its product is annotated as forkhead box protein J1-B-like. The record is from RefSeq and is a predicted model, not a curated record. NCBI's taxonomy places the organism in Eukaryota, Metazoa, Chordata, Actinopteri, Salmoniformes, Salmonidae. The transcript has 2 exons. The coding region runs from base 1 to 1419 and encodes 472 amino acids. Gene Ontology annotation, molecular function: sequence-specific DNA binding; DNA-binding transcription factor activity. Gene Ontology annotation, biological process: regulation of DNA-templated transcription.
AUGCCUGUCCUGCUGAGUCCGGAGAUCGCCUCCAAGUUUAAGGAGAAAUGGCUGAACCUCCAGCCGGAGCUUCAGGACAGCGCAGCCGGCUCAGUGCACCUGGACGACAGCCUGACCAGCCUCCACUGGCUGCAGAACUUCUCCAUCCUCAGCGCUAACCAGGAAAGACCCACUGGCACUGGCUCCGGUUGCCCAUCACAUCACCUGCUUUCCUACCACCAGCGCAUGUACCCCCGUGGAACCGACUCCCCGUCCAGCCCUCCAGCGGGGGACACCGCCGCUACCGGUAUGCCUUUCUGCCUCGGGAGCCCGGUUACCUCUGGCAGUAACUCCACCGACGUGCGUUUGGUGAACUACCCUCACCACGACCACCACAUCAAGGCGCAGAUCAUCUCACCAGAGGAGAUUGACUUUAAAACGAACCCCAAAGUCAAACCGCCGUAUUCCUACGCCUCUCUCAUCUGUAUGGCCAUGCAGGCUAGCAAGAAGCCCAAGGUGACUCUGUCCACCAUCUAUAACUGGAUCACAGACAACUUCUGCUACUACAGACACGCAGAUCCUAGCUGGCAGAACUCUAUCCGCCAUAACCUCUCGCUCAACAAGUGUUUCAUGAAGGUGCCGCGGCAGAAGGAUGAACCAGGGAAAGGAGGCUUCUGGCAGAUCGACCCUCAGUACGCUGACAUGUUCGUUAACGGAGUCUUCAAGAGAAGGAGAAUGUCCUCCAACCUUUACAACACCAACAGGCAGAGCAAGCUCCUACACAACCAGGAAACUGGCUACCAUAGAGGCACUCAGGGGAGCCAAGAUGGCUACCACUACCUUGGAGCUGGAGCCAGCAGCAAGCGUAAACAACCUUCUCCAAGGCAACACGGCAAGAUGGCGCGGACCCACAAAUCCCCGCUGUUAGCCAUGGAGGCACACAGCGCAGAUAUAGUUCUGAGGGGAGAUUUUGACCUGGCGUCUGUGUUUGAUGACGUCCUCAGUGGUAACUGCAGUACGUUCGAAGAACUGGAUAUCGACACUGCUCUGAGUUCCCUGGGCUGCUCUUUGGACCUGACCCUGCAGGGGAGGCACUCCGCUGGGCUGGGAAGGUGGUGUGGAGAGGGGGACAAUCAGACCCAGCAGACCCACUACUCUUACGACUACAUGGAGCUGAGUGGCUCAGUGGGAUGUGACAGCAGUAACAUGGGGGACCAUCACGUUCAACAGCAACAGCUGAGCCAGGAUCAGUUGUUACAGAGCCACCUGCACCAGUUCGAGGAGGUGACUCUGUUUCCAGAGCAGCAGGAGGUGCACCCCUGGGAGGAGAUGAAGGAGGAGGCGCAGGCUAUCCCUCUGACUCUGGAUCAGGGCUUUGGGCUGUGUGAAGGAUUCUUCUCAGAGAUACAACCCUGGGAGAGGGCUGAGGCCUACCUGUGA